Molecule: messenger RNA, 978 nt
Organism: Colletotrichum siamense
Lineage: Eukaryota; Fungi; Ascomycota; Sordariomycetes; Glomerellales; Glomerellaceae
Gene: GFI1
Product: Zinc finger protein Gfi-1
Exons: 1
Coding region: 1-978 (325 amino acids)
Biological process (GO): regulation of transcription by RNA polymerase II
Cellular component (GO): nucleus
Molecular function (GO): RNA polymerase II transcription regulatory region sequence-specific DNA binding; DNA-binding transcription factor activity, RNA polymerase II-specific
Source: RefSeq, a predicted model, not a curated record
AUGCAAAUCGGAGAGGAGAUUCAUGAUGUCUCUGCUGGGCUUCAAUAUCCAACUUCGUCAGCCUCACAUGGGAGUGAUUCCCUUGUGGACGCCACGCCUUCAUCGAAGGCCACAUGUGUGGAGUGCGGCUACGUCGAAAAUGGUAUUUGGAGCCUCAAAGACCACGCAAGACAGCUACGUCACGAGAUAUACAGGUGCAACGCCGCUAGAUGUGAGAAGCGAUUCGCUACUGAGGCCGAACGAGACGCUCACCAGCGCAGGCCUCAUCUCGAAGGUCAUCGGCGCUCAGAGACAAGCCAUCCGAACUCUUGUGCAGAGUGUAGAAAAGAGUUUAAAAGUCGGGCACAACUGCAGCAGCAUGCCAUCGAAGCACAACACACACCAUUUGCCUGUGUGUGUGGCAAAGGAUUCGCACGGCUAGAUGUCCUCUAUCGACACCUUGACUCCUUCGGAAACCAAAUGCCGAAAUAUCCAUGCCAAUUCUGCAAGAAGCACCGCGGCAAGAACGGGUUCAAGAGAAGGGACCACCUGGUUCAACAUAUCAGGGGAUAUCACAAGUUUGAGGCCGAGGAAAAGCUUGGCGAUACCCUGCCUUCUCGUCGUGGCAAGUAUGGAAUUCCUCAAGUGUGUCCUUACCCAGGAUGCGAGUUCCAUCGAGGAGAUUCCUUCAAAGAGCUCAGUGCAAAAGAGCAACGCUCAUCCAAACCCUUCAGUACGCAGGCCGAGUACACUAAGCACAUGAAGGAAGCUCAUGACUUCACUCCAUUUCCCUGCAACGUUGCCGGGUGUGUCAAGACCGGGAAGAAGGGCUACAGUCGGGAGAAGGAUCUUAUCAAUCACCGGAAGAAAGAGCACUCUGAGGCAGCUCCUUAUGUGCCAAAGCCCCGGGACGUUCGCAUUGCUUGUCGAUUCCCGGGAUGCGGUGCUCUCCUGGGGCCCAACAGCCUGCAUUGGCACCCACACAAGGGCUGGUACUGA